UAAAAAAAAACUGAUAGGCAAUUUAAAAAUCUAUGGUUCAUUUGUGAUUUUGACCUAUUGCCCAUCCCAUUACAAUAUGUAUAUAAUGUUCAAUAUUUCCUGUAACUUCAAAGAGGUCGAAUGCCCCCUUUAAAUUUUUAAUCAAAUAUAAUAGUCAGUUAGAAUAUUGGAAAAAGGGCCAUACAUAGAUCUACCCUGUCAACAGAUACAUUUACGAGAUGUGGACCCAAACGAACCUAGCCCCUUAUGUCACUGAAGUUUUCGAGAUUGACCUGAUGGUGCCUCUGGGCGUUUUUCAUUUUGAAUAAAAUUUGGUUGCCUAGCAAUAAUUAUCGAUCAAUCUCUAGCGUCCUGUCAAAAAUUUCAGUAACAAUGAAAGUAACUUUCUGUACAGAUCUCGAUAAAAGCGUAGUCGUAGCAAACUGCGAGAAACGGGGCUGGGUGCAGGUGGGCCCCGAAGACGAAUGGAACGUGUACUGGGCCGGAACGCAAACGUGCCGUAGCUUAUUUAGUGUCGACAGCGGGUAUCGUAUGAGCGACAACCAAAUAAUCAAUCACUUCCCGAACCAUUACGAAAUUUCAAGAAAGGACCUAUUAGUUAAGAAUAUAAAACGGUACCGUAGAGAUCUGGAGAAGGAAGGGAACAUCCUUGCGGAAAGAUGGGAUUCAAAGUACUUACAUUUAGAUUUUAUUCCAGUAACGUUCGUCUUACCUGCAGACUAUAACAUGUUUGUUGAAGAGUAUCGCAAGGCGCCCCAAAGCACUUGGAUUAUGAAACCGUGCGGGAAAUCUCAAGGUUUGGGCAUCUUCCUGAUUAAUAAGCUAUCAAAAUUGAAGCGAUGGUCGAGGGAGGCAAAUAAAAAUCCUCUCCAACCGCAACUGUCGAGAGAAUGCUACGUGAUCUCGCGGUAUAUUAACAAUCCUCUUCUAAUCGGAGGGAAGAAAUUCGAUUUACGUUUGUAUGUCAUCGUCACAUCGUUUCGCCCGUUGAAAGCGUACCAGUUCAAGCUGGGCUUCUGCAGAUUUUGCACGGUCAAGUACGACACAAGUGUCGCAGAAUUAGACAAUAUGUUUGUGCACUUGACCAAUGUAGCCGUUCAAAAGCAUGGAGAUGAAUAUAACUCUUUGCACGGUGGAAAGCUAAGCGUUCAAAAUUUGAGGCUCCACCUGGAGAGCACCCGUGGUAAAGAGACCACCGAGAAACUCUUUGACGAAAUUAGUUGGUUAAUCAUUCACUCUUUGAAAGCAGUGCAGCCGGUUAUGGCAACCGACCGCCACUGCUUCGAAUGCUACGGCUACGACAUCAUCAUCGACAACAAAUUGAAACCGUGGCUAAUCGAGGUGAACGCUUCGCCGUCGCUCACCUCCACCACCGCCAACGAUCGCAUUUUGAAGCACAAACUGAUCGACAAUAUUUUGUCUCUUGUGCUUCCUCCUUCUGGUCAUCCGGAUGUUCGUUGGAAUAAAAUAGUUGCACCAGAAACCUUGGGAGAUUUCGAAUUGCUCAUCGACGAGGAUUUAGUAAAUCAAGAGGAUGGUUGUUCGGAUCGGCACAAUAAUAAAUCUAAUUAUCGUUGGAAAUAAAGUUUUUGAUUUAUCUUUGA
This is a messenger RNA of Photinus pyralis (common eastern firefly), 1604 nucleotides long. It is a transcript of the gene TTLL1B, whose product is annotated as probable tubulin polyglutamylase TTLL1. Gene Ontology annotation, molecular function: tubulin binding; tubulin-glutamic acid ligase activity. Gene Ontology annotation, cellular component: cilium. The record is from RefSeq and is a predicted model, not a curated record. Gene Ontology annotation, biological process: microtubule cytoskeleton organization; protein polyglutamylation. The transcript has 5 exons. Bases 373 to 1584 code for a protein of 403 amino acids. NCBI's taxonomy places the organism in Eukaryota, Metazoa, Arthropoda, Insecta, Coleoptera, Lampyridae.